Molecule: messenger RNA, 258 nt
Organism: Rhizoctonia solani
Lineage: Eukaryota; Fungi; Basidiomycota; Agaricomycetes; Cantharellales; Ceratobasidiaceae
Exons: 2
Coding region: 1-258 (85 amino acids)
Source: RefSeq, a predicted model, not a curated record
AUGUCCUCGUUGCUCACAGGUUUGACUCGCUCAUCAUCCCACCCAAUGAUCGAUGGCGAACUCGAGGAAGAAGAGCUCAUCCCCAAAUCAGAGCCCAACACCGGGGCUGCGACCGAGGUCGAGGCCGAGACCCCAUCCGGAUCACAUGAUCUAGACACCCCAAGCGGUGGCAGUGCACCUCGACCAACGGGGCGGGGUCGUGGUCGUGGUCGGGCCAGAGGCAGCAGGGCUCGCGGCAAGAAACGUGUCCAAGAGUGA